CAAGUUUCCCUGCAGCGCCAACGAGCAGUAGUGCAAGGUGAGUGAAAGAAACGGAAACAGACAAGUUGCUGGCGACAUGCGCCUACACUGCCGAGAGCGACGCUAGCGAGCGAUCGCCAAGAACACACGAUCGUCUACACCGAACAGCACAAUAAUGAAUGGCGUGCAAUACGCGCCACCAGCGACUGCGGGAGGAAACCAACAAGGUCCGCCGGUCUGCCAAAACUGCGGCACGUCGACAACCCCACUAUGGCGGCGCGACGAGUCAGGCUCGGUGCUGUGCAACGCUUGUGGCUUGUUCCUGAAACUGCAUGGCCGCCCACGGCCCAUCUCGCUCAAAACGGACGUAAUUAAGAGCCGCAACCGCGUGAAAAGUAGCCAGAAGAAACGCGAUGGUGAAGAUGGCGCAGUGUUCCAACAACCACCGCCGCAGCAACACGCAGGUGGUCUAGCAGCUGCGCAUCCAAGCGUCGCCUCCGCCGGCGGGUUGCAUCCGCUCCCACAUGCGAUACCACCGGUUGGAGAUGCACCGGUGAGGUUACCCUCACCAGGCCAUCUAUCACGGAGUGGAACUCCAAAUCUAAGCCAAAACCCGAACAUCGCGCCACAGCACAUCUUCGACACCGUCACACUUGGUGGCGAAUUCGUCUCCCCAUCAUUGCCAGCAUACCGCCAGCCGUCGCCAUCGCAACUGUCUUUGAACGGCGCGAGCCAGCUCGAGACAGCACUGUCCUAUGAGGGCCUUGCCGCUCAGAACGGCCAUCUGAAGACAAGAGUAAGCGAGCUGGAAGUAAUCAAUGGUCUAUUCAGAGGCAGAGUCGCCGAGCUGGAAAGUACCGAACGAGGCGCACGCCAAGCGGAAAAAGUGCGAGAAGAGGAGAAUGACAGGCUGAAAGCGGAGCUUGAUAUGGCGCGAGAUCGCAUUGCGGAGAUGGAGAAGCGGAUUGCACAACUCGAAGCGUACAGUCCAACACGGAAGAGGACAAGAACGUCGGGCGACGGCAGCGAGGGCAGGGAAAUUUCGACGUCAAGAAGCACCUUCCCGAUCGAUGAUCCACUACCGGGUUCAAGUAACUUCAUGAUACCGUGAGACGGCCCCAGCCACCGUCCAAGUCAUGCAGACUUAUGGAGCGUUUGAAGCGUAACGCAUACAGCGUUGAGAUACCUCUAGCGUUGUGUACUGAUCCUUGCGCGUCUGAAUGCAGCGCUAUAAUCUGCAUUCGACCCACUAGCAGCUCC
This is a messenger RNA of Baudoinia panamericana UAMH 10762, 1239 nucleotides long. RefSeq lists its product as uncharacterized. Bases 155 to 1090 code for a protein of 311 amino acids. The transcript has 3 exons. Gene Ontology annotation, biological process: negative regulation of transcription by RNA polymerase II; positive regulation of transcription by RNA polymerase II. NCBI's taxonomy places the organism in Eukaryota, Fungi, Ascomycota, Dothideomycetes, Mycosphaerellales, Teratosphaeriaceae. Gene Ontology annotation, molecular function: RNA polymerase II cis-regulatory region sequence-specific DNA binding; DNA-binding transcription factor activity, RNA polymerase II-specific; zinc ion binding. The record is from RefSeq and is a predicted model, not a curated record.